UGAAGUAGUUGUUAUGAUUUCUUUUGGGCUUUUAAGGGUAAUAUAAGAACUUUAAAUUUAGGCCCAAGAACUAAAUUGCAUCAUGAACGUGUCCACCACUUACAACAAAAAUACUAAGGUGUGUCUCGUUGCAGAGGAUCAAAGCCCUCGCGAGUCCAACAUAGUUGAAUUUAACCAACGUAUCACGAGGACGCGAAAUUAGCAUCCGUCGGAGUUUGACCAAACUCCACUAGUCUGGUCAAACUUAAUUUCAAUCCCUAAAAUGCCCUCCGUGCCCACCACCUCCACCGGCACCGCCUCCCCGGCGGCAGCAACGUACACCACAAUCCCGAUAUCCGGCAUCGACGUCGUUUCCCGAUCGGCGCAGAACCUCUCCGCCUGCCUCUCCCGCUGCCGUCCCUGGCCGGAGUUCCUCGCAACCAUCUCCGCGCUCGAUUUUCCGCCGUCCAUCUCCGCCGCAUACAUCAGGUUCCGCCGCAACGGCAGCUACUUCUCCGUGAAUUACGCUAUAAUCAUCACGGCCUGCGCCUCCCUGUCACUGAUCGGCUCGCCGGUCGCGCUUGUGAUCAUCGGAUUCGUGUUCUUCCUGUGGCUGAUCCUCCACUUCUUUAGGGAAGAUCCGCUGUUGAUCUGGGGGCACCACGUCAGCGAUUGGGCGGUGGUUAUGGGGCUCGGUUUGGUCUCCGUCGCGGCCCUCUGGAUCACCGGCCCGUUGAGCAGUCUUUCAAUUGGGAUCGGCGUCGGGCUUUCGAUAUCGGUCGUCCAUGGAGUGUUGAGAAAUCCAGAAGGGCUUUUUCUGGACGAAAACGACGCCGUUUCCAACGGCUUGAUUGUCUCAAACCCAGCAGCUCCCGGCAGUCGUACUGGUGGAACUUCCUUUACUCCGCCGCUGUAAAUAGCACACAUUAAUCCGAUUUUUUAAUUUUUUAUUUUUUAUUUUUUAUUUUAUUAUUUUGCUUGUUUGUCAAAUUUCAGUACUGCUUUGUGGAUAUGUUUUGGAUUUGUAUGUUUGUAAUUUUGUACGAGUCACGCCGUUCGAAUUUAAGUCAAUUGACACAACUCACUUUAUGUCACAAA
Erythranthe guttata (spotted monkey flower) is the source of this 1077-nucleotide messenger RNA. It is a transcript of the gene PRA1.G2, whose product is annotated as prenylated RAB acceptor 1.G2. Lineage: Eukaryota; Viridiplantae; Streptophyta; Magnoliopsida; Lamiales; Phrymaceae. Gene Ontology annotation, cellular component: Golgi apparatus; endoplasmic reticulum. Gene Ontology annotation, biological process: vesicle-mediated transport. The record is from RefSeq and is a predicted model, not a curated record.